Entamoeba nuttalli P19 is the source of this 3129-nucleotide messenger RNA. RefSeq lists its product as hypothetical. The coding region runs from base 1 to 3129 and encodes 1042 amino acids. The record is from RefSeq and is a predicted model, not a curated record. NCBI's taxonomy places the organism in Eukaryota, Evosea, Mastigamoebida, Endamoebidae. The transcript has a single exon.
AUGGAUUUAGUUGCAUCAAAAAUUCUUAAAAAAUUCCUCAAAACAUUUAUUGAGAGUUGUAGUGAUUGGGGAACUGGGAAUGAUGUUGAUAUUACACCAUCACAAGGAACAGUUACUCUUCAUGAUAUUGGAUUUAUUAAAGAUGUAUUUAGAGAAAUGGUAUUGCUACCAUCUCAAAUUGAAGUUACUACUGCAACAUGUAGUUCUAUUGAUGUUAUUGUACCAUGGACACACUUAUAUUCAAAACCUAUUAUCUUAAGACUUGGAGAAGUUAUUGUGGAUGCACAUGAUAUAGUCUUAACACCAGAAUUAAUUCGAAAAGAACAAGUAAAGAAUAAAAAGGAAAAACCAAAAAAACCUAAGAAGAAGAAAUCAAGGGAGUUAUUAGACACUAUUUUAGUUGAAAUUUCAAAUUUUAAGUUAUCAUUAAAAAUUGGACCAUCUAUAUUAAAUCUUGUUAUUCAAGAUGGUGAAACAUAUUUUGCUGAUCAACAGUUUAAUAAAAUAAAUAAAAUAGAAAAUGAAAUUCCUAUUGACAAUAUUAUCUAUUCUUAUAGAUUCUUACAAGUUAAUAGUUUAAGUCUUACUCUUACAACAGGAAAUAGAGUUGUUACGUUAUGUCAUGGAAUGGAAGUUAUUGGAAAAUAUACUACUCAAAGAGAAGCUGAAUCUUAUAAAUUAUUAGAUACUUCUUGUAUUAUUGAAUUAACUAAAAUAUCCUUAAAUCUCUCUAUGGAUGAUUACAUUAAUUUGAUUAAUUACUUUAGAACAUUCUUUUCUAUUGCAACUGAAAGUGCUAUUUUAGAUGUUGUUAACGCUGAUGUUGAUGAAACAUUAACUCAUAACAAUUCGUUGAAUCCUUCAACAAAUAAUUCUACUUGUACUUCUCGUUCAUCUACUCCACCAUUAAAUAUAAAUAGAAUUGAUAAUGAAUUAACAUCUUCUACACCAUCAACAUUGUCUAUUCAAAAAACAACAGCAAAGCCUAUGCCAAUAGUACCUCCUAAAUCAAAGAGUAAAAUUCCAAGUUCAUCAUUAGGUUCAUCAUUGUCUGUGUCACCAGUAACAUCAGCUUAUUCAUUUAAGAAAGGAUCAUCUAUGUUAUCUGUUGAAUGUGUUGAUGGAGGAGACAUUAAAGCAAUGAAAAAAUUAGAAAAGAUGGAAAAAAAGCAAGAGAAAAAAUUACAAAAGAUAGAGAAAAAAGGAGAACCAAGAACAAUGUUUAAGUUUAUAUUAGAAUUUUUAAAAUUAUCAUUACAAAAUGAAGAUACAGAUGAAGGAAUUUAUUGGAUUAUUGGUGAUAUUUCAAUGACUUUUGUUCCUGCAUUUGGAGGAAGAAUUAAAAAAGGAUUAUAUGGGUUUUCUAUAGGAACUAUUGAAGGAAUGUAUAACAGUCAUGGAAAUAUGAAAAGGUUAGUUUGGGCAUUACCUGAAAGAGAAGGAGAUGUUGUUUUAUCAAACGAACUUACAACUACAUGGGAAAGAAAUGUAUUAAUUAAUACAAAAAUGAAAGGAGAAUUAAAUUUUGUAGGAAUUACAAUGGAAUUUGAGAUGUUAAAGAAUUUGAUUGAAUUUUUAAAAGUAACAGUUAUUGAUAAAUUAUCUGAAUUAGAUGUAAGUAUGCUUAGUAUGAAAGAACGAAUUGAGCAAACUCUUGAAGAUGCUAAAAAUAAAUGGAAUCAAGCACUUGAUAUUCUUGGACUUGGAUGUGCACUUGAUUUAUUAAAAAGAAUAGACAUAGACUUUAAAUUAAAUGGUUGUAGGUUUGAAGGACCAUUUCCUAAUAAUGAAGGAACAUUUAUAAUGGAAUUAGAUAAUGUAAAAAUAACAAAUCAACCUUUAUGGAAUGAAUUAACUGUUGAUAAAGAUAUUUCAAAAAAACUUAAACAUCAAUUAGACAUUAAAAGAAUUAAAACACCAAAAGAAAUCAAUUUAGGUAUUGUUAUGGGAACGUUUGCUAUUCAUCUAAGUGAUAAAGAAAAAACUUCAUAUCUUUUUCCACCUACAAGAGCAGACUUUAAAAUGCAAGUUAAAUUUGAUGAAAGUGAUAGUGUUCCUGCAUUGGUUAUGAGUCAAUUAUAUUUUAAACAAAUUCAUUUUGACUUACGUCAUAAAUCAUUUAGGAAUAUUUAUGAAUAUGUUCAACAAAUUAAAGAAUAUGUUCAAAGCAAAAUGGGUGGAGAAAUUAGCACAUUUGGUAAUAAAAUCACAAGUACGGUUAAAGAAAGUGCUGAUGAUAUUACUACAUCUGCAAUAAAUUUUGUUGACCAAUCUUUCAUUCCUGCUUUUAGGUCAACUGAAAUUCCUGCUAUAGGAUUAGAAAUUGUAUUAGAUGAUGGUGUUGUUUGUGUUCCUGUUACUUCUAUUGUUCAAAGGAAAGAAAAAGGAGGAGAAGAAGGAUAUUAUUCAAAAAUGAAGGUAAAAGGAUUACAACUUUGUUUUGGAUUAGAUAAACAUUUUAGAAGUAUUGGACUAUUCCUUGAAAGUGUUAUUACUGAACAAUUAGAAACUAUUUUAUCACCGUUUAAUGGAGUAUCACCUAAAUUAAAUUCAGAGUGGAUAUCAACUGAAGAAGACCCAAGUGUUUCAUUUAUUUGGAAAUAUGAUAAAACCCAACCAAAAACUGAAAGAAUAAUGUCUAUUGAGUUAACAUUAUUUAAUGUUCAAGUCUUAUUAAACAAUUUAUUUGGAGUUAAAUUAGAACAAGUCAUUCAACAAAAAGAACUUGAAUUAACAAAUAAAAUUCAAGGAAAAAGUCCCAAAAUACCUUCAACACCAAGAAAAGAAGUUGAAAAGAAAGAACCAACUGAGAAAACAAAGAAAUUAAUUGAAUGGGUUGAGUCUAAAUAUAAAGGAAUGGCUGUUACUAUUAAUGUUUCUGAAUGUGAAUUAAUUGCAGAGGAUCAUCUUCAUAAAGCAACAGUAUCAUCUGCUAGUCCAUACGCUAAACAAGCUGAAUGUAUUGUUAAUAAUCUUAUGCAAGAAUUAAAUGAAGUUAAAACAAUAAAUGAAAGAUUAGAACAAACUAAACAAGAUAUUCUAGACCAAAUAAAUGAACUAGAAAAUAAGAAAACAUUAUGUCAAGCAGAAUUAUCAAGAAAACGUUGUCGUAGUAUGAGCAAGAAAUAA